GUCUGGUCCAGGGCAGGGUGCUUUUGGCCUCAUCUGGUGCUGUCCUGGAUAUUUGACGUAUUUUCUCAGAAUUUGGGCUUGAUUAAAUACGGUACCGUACGUCAGUGCUCUGGUCGGAGCUGUGAUCGUAACAGGCUUCUUGAGCUCCAGCAGAGCAUGUCCACCAUGGUGUACCCUCAUGAGGAGAGGCUAGAGAAGCUGACACAGGAGGAGAUCAUCUCCAGCACUAAACUGGUCAUCCAGGGUCUGGAAGCUCUGAAGAGUGAGCACAACUCAAUACUGCAGAGUCUUAUGGAGACCAUCCAGUGCUUGAAGAAGGAUGAGGAAGCCAGCUCGGUUCAUGAAAAGUCCAACCUCCUCCGCAAGUCUGUGGAAAUGAUCGAGCUGGGGCUGGGCGAGGCGCAGGUGAUGAUGGCUCUGUCCAACCACCUGAAUGCGGUGGAGUCGGAGAAACAGAAGUUGCGUGCUCAAGUGCGGCGGCUGUGUCAGGAGAACCAGUGGCUGCGAGAUGAGUUGGCAAACACGCAGCAGAAACUGCAGAAUAGCGAGCAGAACGUUGCACAGCUGGAAGAGGAGAAGAAACAUCUGGAGUUUAUGAACCAGCUCAAGAAAUACGACGAUGGCGCCUCGCCAGUUGAAGAGAAAAAUGGAGAGACUCCAAAAGAUUCUCUUGAUGAUCUGUUUCCCAAUGAUGAAGACUACCAGGGCCCACACCAGCACAACAGUGCUGCGGUUGCAGCUGCGCAACAGGGCGGGUACGAGAUCCCCGUCCGCCUCCGAACACUCCACAACCUGGUGAUACAAUACGCGUCUCAGGGCCGGUACGAGGUGGCCGUCCCGCUGUGCAAACAGGCUCUGGAGGAUCUGGAGAAAACCUCUGGACACGACCAUCCGGAUGUAGCCACCAUGCUCAACAUCCUGGCCCUUGUCUACAGGGACCAGAAUAAAUACAAGGAAGCGGCUCAUCUCCUUAAUGAUGCCCUGUCAAUCAGAGAAAAGACCCUGGGCAAAGAUCAUCCAGCUGUGGCAGCCACCCUCAACAACCUGGCAGUGCUGUAUGGGAAAAGAGGAAAAUACAAAGAAGCAGAACCAUUGUGUAAGAGAGCGCUGGAGAUCAGAGAGAUGGUGUUGGGGCGGGAUCAUCCAGACGUGGCCAAGCAGCUGAAUAAUUUAGCACUGCUGUGUCAGAAUCAGGGGAAGUAUGAGGAGGUGGAGUAUUAUUACUGCAGAGCUUUAGAUAUCUACGAGAAAAGACUUGGACCUGAUGAUCCCAAUGUCGCAAAGACCAAAAACAACCUGGCGUCGUGCUAUCUGAAACAGGGCAAGUACAAGGAAGCAGAGAUCCUGUACAAAGAGAUUUUGACACGUGCCCAUGAGAAAGAGUUUGGAUCUGUUGAUGCUGAGAAUAAACCCAUCUGGAUGCACGCUGAGGAGAGAGAAGAGAGCAAAGGAAAGCUGUCGGAGGGCAAUCAUUAUGGAGAAUAUGGCAGCUGGUAUAAAGCCUGCAGGGUGAACAGUCCCACAGUAAACACCACACUGAGGAAUCUGGGCGCUCUGUACCGUAAGCAGGGGAAACUGGAGGCGGCCGAGACUCUUGAGGAGUGUGCCAUGAGAUCUCGCAGACAGGGAGCAUCAGUGGACCCUCAGAGAGAUGGAGAAAGGCGGAGGAGCACUGCAUCCUUGUCCAGUGUGAAGUACGACUGCAGCAGUGACGCCGGAGAUGAAGGCAGUGUGGAGUGGAAUGGGGCUUAAGCUCUCAUCAUCUUCCACUUCUCUGUGCUUCUACAACAAAUCAAAUUACGUCUGUUCAAAUGGAUGCUGUGUAGUUUCCUCUCUGAUGUGUGGAGUGAGGAGAGAGAGCGCUAUAAUGACGGAAUAUCACCUUACAUUUCCUGUAUAUUGUCUGUCUCUGUCUCUCUCUUGUCGUAUACGAUUCUUCUUUGAACUUGCUGUUCUCAUUCCUACUUUUUCUCCUAUCCACCACUUUAUUUUUAGAAAGGAAAUGUCUAAGAACCAAUUUUGUUAAUCAUUCCAUAUUUAUUCAUGCAAUACAAAUGACUGGUAUAUGUCAAUAACCUGUAAUACGCUUCCCUCGUCUCAUUCCAAACUUCAGUGCUUUCUAUCUUCUGUAAAACAAAAGUUAUUUUCCUAUUAAUCAUGGUUAGGUUUAUGUUUGGGUUAGGGGUUUAACUUAAGAAAAAUCAUAAUAACAUUGUUCGUUGGUUCAUUUAUUUUUCACUGUAGGAGUAAAAGUUGUACACUUUGUACAAGACAACUCGUACGAUUUCGUACUAUUAAUAUGACUUGUCAUGAGACCGGGCUGCGAGUAUUAUAUAUAUAUAUAAAUACUCUAUUGUAUUUUGCAUAAAGAAAAUGACAAGGAUUUUUUGUUGCAUAGUCACAAUAAUUUCAUGACAAUUUAACACAUUUCCCCCACAAAUUCUUGUAUUCUUUCACCGUAAUGUGUAACAAAAUCUCAUAAUGUGUCUUAAUGUUUUACUUUUGAGUUUCUCAGUGAAUUCUCAGUGCUGAUUUACGUUAGAUUUUAAUUACAGUAAAAUAGUAAUUUUUAUUGUAUUACUGUUUUACUGUAAACAUUUCUGGAAUAUAAUGAUUAUUUUAUUUAUUUUUUUCCCUUUUUUCUCCCAAUUUGGAAUGCCCAAUUCCCAGUGCGCUUUUAAGUCUUCUUGGUCGCGUAGUGAUUCGCCUCAAUCCGGGUGGUGGAGGACGAAUCCCAGCUGUCUCUGAGUCUGAGACCGCCAACCUGCGCAUCUUAUCCCGUGGCUUGUUGAGCGCGAGAACCACAUUAUAACGACCACGAGGACGUUACCCCAUGUGACUCUACCCUCCCUAGCAACUGGGCUAAUUGGUUGCUUAGGAGACAUAGUGCGUGUGGAGGCUUCACGCCAGCCACCGUAGCAUCCACUCUCAGCUCACCACGCGCCCCACCAAGAACGAACCACAUUAUAACGACCACGAGGAGGUUACCCCAUGUGACUCUACCCUCCCUAGCAACCGGGCCAAUUUGGUUGCUUAGGAGACCUGGCUAGAGUCACUAAGCACACCCUGGGAUUUGAACUAGCAAACUCCAAGGGUGGUAGCCAGUAUCUUUUACCACUGAGCUACUUAGGCCCCCCUUUACACUACUGUGAUUUAUAAAUGCUUUAUAAUUAGUAAUAAAUUACAUUUAACCUCGUAUGACCCUGCGUUCACACGGUGAUACAACAACAUGAUGUUGAUUUCCGUGAAGCACUUCUACGGGCGCAGAGCAAACAAAAUGCGUCUGGUAAGAAACCUCUUUACGUUUUUACAUUGAAAUCUGUUUUGGUGUAAAGAGUAGCGUCUCUAGUUUCGUUUGAUAUGUCGCUUUAAAAAAAUUCAUUCAUUUUUCAUGCGUCAGUGGGCUGAUUAACAUUAUGUCCACAUACGUGGAUUUUGGGACAAUAUUCCCUCAAAAGUUGAAAAAACAUGUUCGUUAUUUUGAAUAACUUUCCACAUUAAUCUGUGGGUUAACAAUCUGUCCGCUUCAUUUUAAUAUACAUUUUGUUGUAUUUUAUUUUGUUCACUGUACAAUAUGGCUCCAUUCAUUAACAUUAGUAAAUGCAUUCCUAUAUUCACUGUGCAUUUUCACAUUGAGAAUCAAAGGAUUCAUCCAAAAACUUUUGCUUUCAGGGGUUUUAUAUGGAGUUAGGAUGAAAAUAAGGUGCAUUUCAAACUGUUCUGAGACCAGUGCAGUCAGACAGCACACUGGAGGUUAAGUCAUUCACUAAAUAGGGAGCAAUUGUUCAUCCUAUAGCUCUCUAUGUAGCUAAGUGCAAUCACUUCUAAAAUCUGACCAAAAGUUCAGUGCCACAGUGCGACCAAUCUUAAUAGUCCACAUUUUUAAUAGGCUUAAAUUUCUGUAUGCAAAAUGUUAUUUUGCUGAAAUAUAACCUGGACAUGUUUUAACGAGCCUCACCCAACAGCAUUUUACCUUACCAUUUUCCAGACAUCUUUUUCCUCAUUUAUAUAAUAUAAAUUAUAUUACCAAACUAUUAAAUCUGGGCAAAUACGAGAUUAUUAAGAAUGCCAAGAAUGCCACAGACUGAAUACAUGAGAUUUGACAGAAACCAAACUACAGAACAAACCAUAAAUCUAGUUUAAUACACGACACCUUACAGUUCCUUUUAUUUAGCAGAAAAAAAAAUAAAUAUAUAUAUAUAUAUAUAUAUAUAUAUAUAUAUAUAUAUAUAUAUAUAUAUAUAUAUAUAAUAUAUAAAUACCCAAGUGUCAAAAAAUUGUCAUAAAAUAACACUCCCAGUUAUAUUAAGUUUAAUUCUGCAGUGUUUAUUAGUACUAUUAAUGUGUGUAUUGACGGACAAAGGUUCCAUUUGGUCCAGUGAUGACAUGACAACAUGUUUAUAGACUACCUUUAUCAUUUUGCACAUAAGACUUGAGGAUUUUAGAUAUUAAAACAAAACUGCACUUGCAAUCACUUGUAUUUUAAAUAUUUCAGGUACUUACACUUAUAUUAUUAUUUGCCACUGAAGUCUUAAAAAGUGUUGAUGUUUAGUUAUGAAAGGUUUAGUUGAGGAAAGUGUAUUCACUAGGUUAUUUGGCUCGACUCAUCCAUUUGCAGUGAGACACAUAAAGGUGCCAUUGGCUUUUCAAAUAUCAGCUUUGCCUUUAAACGUCCACAGGCAGUGAGACAAGCUUUUGUGUUGCCAAAGCAGCUCCUUUUAGGAGUAAUACACGUGACUCUGAUAAAGGGUGACAGUUUAAUCAGAAUUGGCUCAAGAUGCCAACAUUACCAUCGCAAUUCAACAAACUUUUAAAUUUUCGCCUGGCUGACAAUAAAAUGGAAUGAAAAAUCCCAUUGACUUACAUUUUGUGUGUGUGUGUGUGUGUGUGUGUGUGUGUGUGGCCUCCUGCACAAUGAUGUACGUCUACGUUAAAUUAUAUGACAUUUAACCCAAUAAAGACUUUAAAGUA
This is a messenger RNA of Myxocyprinus asiaticus (Chinese sucker), 4971 nucleotides long. RefSeq names its product kinesin light chain 1-like. The transcript has 14 exons. The record is from RefSeq and is a predicted model, not a curated record. Gene Ontology annotation, biological process: microtubule-based movement. NCBI's taxonomy places the organism in Eukaryota, Metazoa, Chordata, Actinopteri, Cypriniformes, Catostomidae. Gene Ontology annotation, cellular component: cytoplasm; kinesin complex; membrane-bounded organelle. Gene Ontology annotation, molecular function: kinesin binding. The coding region runs from base 157 to 1752 and encodes 531 amino acids.